GGCGCGUCUAUUUAAACUGGGUUUCAUGGGAAGGUGGGAGGGAGAGAGGGACCGCAUUUGUGGGAGCGAGCGCGGCACUCUGCCAGCCUCGCUCCCUUCAGGAGCAGGUCCGGAGCGACAUGCUGCGGGCUCGCUGAGCACCGUCCCGCCGCAGUGACCUCUUCCACCUGGAGACGCUCGUCUGAUGCAGUCGCCCGAACUGUAAAGCUCUAGUUCCCCGAAUCCCUCUCAUCCCCCCCGGACACCUGAUCUCCUCUCCGGCGGCUGCUCCGCUUUGCCCAGAAUCUGGCCCUUGCUAUCGCGAACAGGUAGGAUGAUGACGAAGCCUUUCCACUCGACUCCUGCCAUGCUCAACGUCCCAGCCAAGAACUCCUACAGGAUGGUGAUCUUGGGCGCCUCCAAAGUGGGGAAGUCGUGCAUAGUGUCGCGCUUCCUCAACAGCAGGUUCGAGGAGCUCUACACUCCCACUAUCGAAGACUUCCACCGCAAGGUUUACAACAUCCGGGGUGACAUCUAUCAGCUGGACAUCCUCGACACCUCCGGCAACCACCCCUUCCCUGCCAUGAGGAGGCUGUCCAUCCUGACAGGAGACGUGUUCAUCCUGGUCUUCAGCUUAGACAGCAGAGACUCCUUUGAGGAGGUGCAGCGACUGCGCAGACAGAUCAUCGAGUGCAAGAUGUGCCUGAAGGACAAGACCAAAAAGGCGAUGGACAUCCCCAUGGCCGUGUGCGGCAACAAGGUGGACCGCGCCGAGCUGCACCGCGAGGUCCUGGCCGAGGAGGGUGAGCGGCUGAUCGCCGGCGAUGCCAGCAGCGUCUACUUCGAGAUCUCGGCCAAGAAGAACGCCAACGUGGAGGAGAUGUUCCGCGCCCUGUUCAGCAUGGCCAAACUCCCCCACGAGAUGAGCCCCGCCCUCCACCGCAAGAUCUCCGCGCAGUACUGCGAGGCUCUGCACCACAAGUCCUUUGGCCUCAAGCGGGCCAAGGAGCUGGGGGCCUUCGGCAUGGUGUCGCCUCUGGCCCGCCGGCCCAGCGUCAACAGUGACCUGAUGUACAUCAAGGAGAAGGUGAUGGGCCGUGGACAGCCCCGAGAGCGGGAGAAGUGUCUGAUCCAGUGACGAGUGCCCAGGGCUGGGGCAGCCCCAGGCUUGGCUCGCCCAUCCGCACCUGCCCCGCCCCUCACCCCUCACCCCCAGCCCACGGGACGCCAGAUUCCCACCAUCGCCAUGCUCGAAACAGAACCUAAACGUGCUGGCACUUUGUAAAUAAAUUGAAGUCCUUUCACUGAAUGUCUAAUUGUUUCUUAGCGGGAAGCCAAUGGGGAGCCGCCGUUCAGCCCCGCCCACCAGCUGGCCCCGCCCACUACUGUAACCCCACUCAUUUCCCCCCACCCCGUCCAUGGACCCUAACUCGUGCCCAAGAUCACCUGCUAACCAUGACCACCGCUGAACCCUGCCCACUCCCAGCCAAACCCCUCACUUUAACCCCACCCACAGACAAACCCUACCCACGAUACCCGCUCCCGAACUCCGCUCACUGCCAAACACCACCCAUCGCAUAUCCCCACCCAUCUGCCCAGGCCCACCCACUGCUAAAGCCUACCCACCACCCUCGCCUGACUGCCCACUGUCAACUAAAGCUGCCCACUCCUCAACCCCUGCCACUAACCCAACCACCUGCCAAUCCCAUCUACUAACCCCUCCCACUAGCCCCAUCCUUCCUCAAACCCCAGCCCCCCACCUAAACCUGCUUACUCCUCGGCCAUUCCCAUUUGCCUCACCCACUUUCCUCUCCAACAUCCCGUAUUUGCUCCCUCCUCCCAUCUCAUAUGCUUUCCUGCUGCCCUGUGCCACACGCAGCCUGACUCCCCCCUCCCCACUACAGAAGCCCAGCCCUGCUCUGUCUGCACACAAGGCGGGUGCAAGAACCCGGGGCGGGGGCCCAUAUCGUUGCUGACUAACUGGACUCUGACAGCUCACACUCGUACUUCAGUCACCCCUUUUGUCCUCGUGCACACAGACCUGUCACCAAACUGCUCUGCUCAAGUUCGUCGAUUUUUAUACAGAUAUGGAUCUAAUGGAAACUGUGUACACCAUCGAAUCUCAUUAUUUACAUAUAUAAACACCAAUCAUAAUGCACUUGUCUGCCCAUAGCCUCCCAUACGACCAUAAUGAGGGAAAACUCUGGCUGGAGGAGCAACAUCUCAUUUUCCGUCCGGGUAGCCUCCAACCUGACGGCAUGAACAUCGAUUUCCAGCAAUUUCUCCCCUUCCCUCCUCUCUCUUGCCAUUCCCCGUACUGGAUACACUCUCACCCCUUCUCUUCUCGUCACCUGCCCAUCGCCUCCCUCUGGUUCCCCUCCUCCUUCCCAAAGUUCCCUGGUCCACUCUCCCCUCCUAUCAGAUUCCUCCUUCUUCAGCCCUUUGCCUCUUCCACCUAUCCCCUCCCAGCUUCUUACUUCGCCCCCUCUCCCACUCACCACCCACCCACC
This is a messenger RNA of Mobula hypostoma (lesser devil ray), 2489 nucleotides long. Its product is annotated as GTP-binding protein Rhes-like. Gene Ontology annotation, molecular function: GTP binding; GTPase activity; G-protein beta-subunit binding. The transcript has 3 exons. The record is from RefSeq and is a predicted model, not a curated record. The coding region runs from base 314 to 1117 and encodes 267 amino acids. Lineage: Eukaryota; Metazoa; Chordata; Chondrichthyes; Myliobatiformes; Myliobatidae. Gene Ontology annotation, biological process: signal transduction.